This is a messenger RNA of Meriones unguiculatus (Mongolian gerbil), 3603 nucleotides long. It is a transcript of the gene B3gat1, whose product is annotated as beta-1,3-glucuronyltransferase 1. The record is from RefSeq and is a predicted model, not a curated record. The coding region runs from base 467 to 1471 and encodes 334 amino acids. Lineage: Eukaryota; Metazoa; Chordata; Mammalia; Rodentia; Muridae. Gene Ontology annotation, molecular function: galactosylgalactosylxylosylprotein 3-beta-glucuronosyltransferase activity. Gene Ontology annotation, cellular component: Golgi membrane. The transcript has 7 exons. Gene Ontology annotation, biological process: carbohydrate metabolic process; chondroitin sulfate proteoglycan biosynthetic process.
CCCGGCCGGCUCGCGCGUCGCCUCUUGGGGCUCCCAUCGCUGCCCCGCGCCUCGCCGCCCGCGCCCUCCCGCGCGCUCCGGGGCUCUGGCCGCCGCCUAACUGAGCCCAGAAGCAGCCGGGCCGUGGCAGCGGGCCGGCCGGGGCUGAGGACGAGCGGGCCCACGGCUAUGAAGUGGCCCCCGAGGGCACGGAGCCGGAGAACGCCCCGAGAGAGAAGCGCGCACAUAGCAGGGAAGCAGCCUCGGGGCACUGUGGCCAGGGCAUAGGACUGCUACCCGCUAUGGACCGCGCCUGGGACGAUACGGACUCGCUGCAGCAGGUAUCAACCUCUGAAGGUUCCUGACCCUGCCACGGACUACUGCCCCUUCGCAGACUCCCAUCAGGCUGGAUUCUGCAAACUUGCUUCCGAAAUGGGUGGGUGUGAGCGCUGGUAAUGAGGAGCUGUGGGUGCAGCCAGCCUUGGAGAUGCCGAAGAGACGGGACAUCCUUGCGAUCGUCCUCAUCGUGCUUCCCUGGACACUGCUCAUCACCGUCUGGCACCAGAGCAGCCUCGCGCCUCUGCUUGCUGUGCACAAGGAUGAGGGCAGUGACCCCCGGCAUGAGGCACCACCGGGUGCGGACCCUAGGGAGUACUGCAUGUCUGACCGCGACAUCGUGGAGGUGGUGCGCACAGAGUACGUGUACACGAGGCCGCCACCGUGGUCCGACACGCUGCCCACCAUCCAUGUGGUGACACCCACCUACAGUAGACCCGUGCAGAAGGCAGAGCUGACGCGUAUGGCCAACACACUACUGCAUGUGCCCAACCUGCACUGGCUGGUGGUGGAGGAUGCUCCACGCAGGACACCGCUGACAUCGCGCCUACUGCGUGACACCGGCCUCAACUACACACACCUGCACGUGGAGACGCCACGCAACUACAAGCUGCGAGGCGAUGCCCGAGACCCUCGCAUCCCGAGAGGAACCAUGCAGCGUAACCUGGCCCUGCGCUGGCUGCGGGAGACCUUCCCCCGGAACUCUACUCAGCCAGGUGUAGUGUACUUCGCAGAUGAUGACAACACAUACAGUCUGGAGCUCUUUGAAGAGAUGCGCAGCACAAGGAGGGUGUCCGUGUGGCCUGUGGCCUUCGUUGGUGGCCUUCGGUAUGAGGCCCCAAGGGUGAAUGGAGCAGGGAAGGUGGUUGGCUGGAAGACAGUGUUCGACCCCCACCGGCCGUUCGCGAUAGACAUGGCCGGAUUUGCCGUCAACCUGCGGCUCAUCUUGCAGCGAAGCCAGGCCUACUUCAAACUACGUGGCGUGAAGGGAGGCUACCAGGAAAGUAGCCUCCUUCGAGAACUUGUCACACUCAAUGACCUGGAGCCCAAGGCAGCAAACUGCACCAAGAUCCUGGUCUGGCACACACGGACAGAGAAGCCGGUGCUGGUGAAUGAGGGGAAGAAGGGCUUCACUGACCCCUCAGUGGAGAUCUGAAACUAAGGAUGCAGGAACCUCCUUCUCAGACCUGAUCUUGGCCUUCCAUCCUCUCCCAUGGCUGAUAGUCACUCUGAGGCAGACUCCUGAGGAACGGCAUCAUCUCUUGUCUAUUCUGAGGGCUUCCAAGAGAGCCUGGCUUAAUGCCAGGAUAAGAGACAGAAUUUAAGCACAGAAUUCCAGACCUGUUGUUCUCUCCAUCAACACAGCCAGGGGCUUAAAAGACCGGAGGGCUCAGCACACCUCCUUGGAAGCUUCCUGCAUUGAUGGGGCUGUGUGAGCAGGUGACGCUGUUUUGGAGUGAUGCUGGGGCAAGGGAGAUCAGAAAACCCCAGUCGAGUGAAGCAUGGCUCUCCAUGGCUCCCUACUCUUGGGCCCAGCAUGACUACACAGCAUGUGCCCAGAGAGGCAUUCUAAAGACCAGAGAGCAGCCCGGGGCAUGAAGAUGCCCCAACACUCCUCUUUCACACCUGCUCUUCCUCAGAGCUGCUCCCAAAUCAGAAAUACCUCUGGCUCUCCUCUGGUUCAUGUUUACAGGGCAUAAGGCUGUCUUGGAUCCCACCUGGCACCCAGCCCUGCAUCGGGGGGAGCCUAGGCCUACCUACAGCUCCCCCUGUACCUCAGGCUGUGGGAGAACAAAGCCCCUUCCCAUGUCCCUCAAGCCUCCUGUGCCAGAAUCAGCAAGGUGGUGGGCCUAGAGCCAGCACAGGUCACUGACUGACCUGGAUUCAGAACCAAGUCACCCCCAAUGUCCACACUGCCUCUCCAAUACCCCUGGGCUGUAAUGACCCUUGCCGGGCUUGGACUGAGGAGGCAAUUGCCCUCUUCCUGGAACCCCUGAGAAUCACAGACCUCGGGGCUGGAGGUAACAGUAAUAAACAGGCAGAGCUCUUCCUGAUAAAGUGUGAGGCCCAGCAAACCCAGCUCUUUCCUGCACAGAUUUCUGGGAGAGGUGUAUAAGCAGGGGCCUUGAGGACAACACUGAAAGACCUGAGCACACACUGCUUUGGAAAUCACUCUAUCUUACACAAAACCAGAAAGCUUGCCAAGCCAGCCUGCCUCGUGCCCACUGCCCCUUCUCCACCCCAGACAGAACAGUAACCCCAUGCUGUUGCACCCACCCAAGAAAAGCAUCUGCCUGGGUCUCCAGCAUCGGACAGGCCCCGGGUUCUGGUCGCACGGGGCCCUCUGGUGGUAAUCUCACUCCAGCUCCUACAAGUUGGAAGCACAAUUUUCCUCCUAAGUGGGAAAAAGGAAAGGGCGCAAGCCCACUGAAGAGGCGUUUUAUUUUUUAACUGCUAACAGCUCCCCCACUCCAUUAAAACCCAUAGGACAAGCCCAAGAGUCAUUCAGAACCCACUCUUGGGCAGAUGAGACUCAGUCACACAUCUAACAUUCAAAGAAUAGCAUCUGCGGCCUAUUUUGAAAUGGACUUAACUUCCCACAACCUUCAGGAAACCACCUGAAUCAGACCCCACAGCCGCCUUGUAGGGCUUUUCCCCCCAACCAUUUAAACUUUGGCUAUUGCUUUGGAAAUUUACCCCUUGGCAUCAAAAUGAGUUUCAUAGGAGAGGGGCACGGGGCCUCUAUCUGAUGAGUGAUUUUAUGUCUGGACACUCUACUGCUCAUUCAUAGAAACUAUCAAUGAAUGCCAAGGUCAAAUCGGCUGCUGAGGCUGCCUUCUUAGCCAAAGCCCAGUUUCCUAAAAAGGAAAUUGAAAAUGGGGAAAAAAACAAAAACAAAAACAAAAAACAGGGAUUUUUUUUAAUGUUUAUUUUUGGCAGAUGCUAAUUCAGUUUGUUUUCUCCUAAUAUCCCCUCUUAGCUGCAUGUGUAUUUAUUUAUAAUUACAACCCUGGUGGACUGCGGCCUUCAUCUUUCUUGGAAAUGAGUUUGUUGCAAAUCAGAACUGGGUCGAUGAUGAUAACGUGUUCUCCAAACCCGGGCUGUUCCCUAUGCCCUUGCUGGAAAGCCCCACCACAGAAGAGUCAAGCCAGGGGUUUAGGAGCUCCAUGGGCAAAGGCUGGUGUGAGGGUGGAGCCCAAGCUGCUGCACCAUCUGGUCUGUUUUAAUUUAACUGUAUUUAAUUUGUUUUCAAAAUUAAAAGUCAAAUAUGGUUUUUAACAGUUGUAA